Messenger RNA from Rubroshorea leprosula, 4879 nucleotides. The record is from the annotation of a GenBank genome assembly. NCBI's taxonomy places the organism in Eukaryota, Viridiplantae, Streptophyta, Magnoliopsida, Malvales, Dipterocarpaceae.
CGGAAAAAUCGCCGAGUAUUUACAGCAACGCCACACCAACCGAAUUUUCUAAUUUCAACCCCUAUUUCGUCAUUUCCGAAUUUCCUCUUUUUUUUUUUUUCCUUCAUUUUAAAAGUUCUUUCGUGUUUUGUAUUUUUUCACUUUUUCGUCGUCCUCCUUCUGACUGGGCAGACUGUGUCUUGCAGAAAAUAGAGAAACAGAGCACAAAGCAGCUCUCUGCUCUCUACCAGCUAAGCCUGAGUCGAAAUAACCCUAGAACCUCGGCUUCUAUGGAGAAUGUUUCGCAUUCUCGUCCACCAAACAAGGGCUAUCAUUCUACAUUCUCUGAGAAAGCUUGCAAUGACGGCAAGUUGGCCGGUAAAACGAUGUAUGAUGACGUGUAUGGCGGACAGCCGAGGUUCGGAGUUCCGACUUUGUCUCCUCGGCCAGAGGACUACAGUGAGAUUUUCGGCGGAUUCCAUGUUUCCCUGGCCACGUCGAUUCCAGUGCUCGAUCUUCCCGUAGUUGACGAGGAGGAGAUUUUCUUUGAUGUGCGGAGCUGUGGGUUUGACUACGGCGAGGUUUUCGGCGGAUUGGACGGCCUGGAUUUUGCGACCUCCUAUGAAGAGUUGUUUACGCAGUCCAAUGGUGGUGGUGGUGAUCGUGAUGGUGACCUCAAUGUCGAUUCGUCUGAAGAAGCUUGGAUUCCAGCAGAAAAUGAAUCUCUGUCAGGAGACUCUGAUCACUCUGGAAAGAAUCAAUUUUCAACAAAUGGAGACCCUUAUGAGCCGAUUGAUAGCAGUAUGGAGUUCAGCAUAUCAUAUCAGAGAAGCAACAGAGAUUUGACGAAUGGGAUUACAUGUAUUUCACAGCUAAGCAAUCCUGAAUAUACUUGUGUACUUGAUGAAACCGUGCCUUUGAAAAAGACAGAGUAUAAGAAUCCACCAGCGCAUGUCCAUGAUGAUGGCAAAGUAAAACAUCUCAGGAAAACCUUAUCACAUCCCACCAAGAGGAAUGCUGGUGCAGGGGUGUUUGCAAAUAACCUUGAAUCAAAUAGAAGCUAUGAAAAGGUUGGCCUUCUUUCCGAUGAGAUGUUUGUAACAAUUUCUGAAAUCAGCCUCAAAACCCAGCCAUCUGAGGUGCCACCUCCAUGUAGACCACCACCAAUACUAGACAGUAAAAGUAAAGGCUAUGAAGACAGUCAAACUGCCACUUCUGGAGAGACAGUUGGUAAUAAUUCACCACCUUACUUUGAUGUGGAGAUAGAUUCUAGUUCGGCAGCUGCAGCCUCUGCUGCUGCUAUGAAAGAUGCAAUGGAGAAAGCUCAGGUGAAGCUGAAAAGUGCAAAAGAACUAAUGGAUAGGAAGAGAGCUGUCCAGAAUUGCAUGGAACCAAGUUCAAAGAGUGAUGCCAAAGAUAAGAAAGAAAAGUUAAGUAACGUUGUUGAUGGAUCCAGAAAUGUAAAAGAUAAGAGGGUGCAGGGCAGUCAUACAGUAGAAGAUAGUGGAAUGAAGCCUUCUAUUAGGCAGGAGAAAAAAGAAGUUAUGAAGAAUACACAGGCAGUUUCAAAUCCACUAGAAAAAGAGAGAGCUUUUAAUGUGGCUAAAAUGCCUGCAGAUGAGAAACUUGGAAAGGAAUCCCCGUCAUCUCAAGGGUCUGAUAAAAUUGAUGUAGCUGAUGAAUGGCAGGAAGCUACACAAUUUUUUGAAUUGGUGAGAACAGAUAAGUCAAAAAUGGCUUUUGUGGAGACAGGCAACUGUAGUGUUCCAGUUGAGAAGACAAAAAGAAAUGACCAUCAGCUAAAGGCAGAAAAGGUAGCCACAGAAGCAUUGAAGCAGCAAGAAGACAGCCAGUGUAAAGAAAAUGCAAUUAGAGAAGGUCAUCAAUUGGAGAAAGUUUUGAAAAACUUGAAGACAGCAAAAGAAACUUGUGAAAGGGGGGGAAGCACAGCCAGAUCAGAAGCGGCUAAAGGGGUGGCUCACAGGCAUAAAGGACAUGAAAAGAAGGGAAAAGUGGCUCGUGUGGUUAUCAAACUGGAAGAAAAUGAAGUGAAAUCCAGAAUGGUCCAGCCUUUCGAAAAUGGGAAGAAACCUACUGCAGUGGAAGAAUCACAAAAAUGUGAGAAGCAGGUAAAUGGCCAAGAAAAUGAAAUUAAAUUUGAAGUUCAGCAGGCUGUGAAGCAUAAAGAGGAUGAGCAGCUAAGAAAAGAAACUAGUAAAAGUAUGGAAAAUCAGAAAGGAAGUAAUCAGUGUCAAGAAACAAAAGAUGGUGAGAAGAGACAAAGUGAGGUUUUUGUGUCAGAUGGAAAUGAUACGAGGCUUGAGCAGGCUCAUGAACAAGCAGAAAAUGAGAAGAUGAUGGAGGGAGCUCAUCAGCAGGAGGAAAAAGAAGACAAGAGUUUGAAGCAGGCUUGUGAACUAGUAGAAAAUGAAAAGAAAGAGAAAGAGGCUGACGAACUAGAUGAAGGGGAGAUGAUAUGGAGAAAGGCUCUUGAGCAGCUAGAGAAUGAGAAGGGGCUGAAGCAGGCUCUUGAAUGGGAAGAAAAACAGAAAGAAAGAGAGACUUAUCCAGAAGAAGAAAAUGAGAAAAGAUCCAAACAGGUUCUUGAGCAGGAAAAUAAUGAGAAGAAACAAAAAUUGGUCUAUGAAAGGGGAGAAAUUGAGAAUAGAAUUGAACAGGAUCACCUUGAGAAUGAUGAGACUGAGAAGCCACUGGAAGAGGCGUUUGAGCUAGAAGAUAACAACAGAACUUUGAAGGAGGCUUGGGAUGGGGAGUAUGAAAUGAAAAGAAAACUCACACUUGAGCAGGAAGAAUAUGAACUAACAGGAGUAAAUGAAGUGCACUUGCAAACUGAGAAGGAUAAAUUAGGGGAAAAGGUCAGAAUUGAUGAAGGAGCUCAUCAGCAUAUGGGGGGUGAAGAUCUCACAGCAUCUGAGGAGGUAUGUAAGCUUGAUUCCCAUGCAAAAGCCAGAUUGGGAAGAGGUCCUGAUAAAAUCUGUCAUGAACAGGAAAAAGCACAAAAAACUGUUCUUGUUGAGGACAGUGGAAGGAUGCGGGCUAAAUAUAGAGAUUGUGAAAAGAGAUCAGACACCACAGAGGAGGAGAAUCUUGAUAGAAAAUCUGGUUUCUCUGGAAUGGACCAGGAUGAGUUAGAACAUGCAGCAAGCCAAUUAAGAAAGGAAGAUGUCUCUAGUUUGUAUCAUCAAGAUGACAGUGCAAAGAAAGCUGGAAUUAUUAUUGGACUAAGAAACGCUGAGAAAAUUAAAAGUGUCUUGAGCAUGGGCUCCAGUGGUGAAAAGCAAGGAAGAAAACCUGCUUAUGAAUUGAGGGAGAUAGGAAAAAAUUUUACUGAGGCCUUAACUGCCUCAAAUCAGGAGGAAGACAAGGAUAAGUUUGUCCCAACUCUGGUAAAAGAGUCUGCUGAAACUGGAAGGAAAAUAGUAGCUGCUCAGUCAUCUGUCCUGGAAGUGAAAGGAGACACUCCCAGAACUACACAGCCAGUUAAGAUAAGUGAGAACACAGAAAGGAGAGAGAAGAAUGUUAGUGAGAGCCUUACAUUCAAAGAAAAAGAGACUGAAAGGAUGAAAAGAGAGAUAGAACUAGAAAAAGAACGUCUUAGAAAGAUAGAAGAAGAGAGGGAGAGGGAGCGGGAAAGAGAAAAGGAUAGGAUGGCUGUUGAUAGAGUGACACUUGAAGCCCGUGAAUGGGGAUAUGCUGAAGUCCGUGAGAGGGCUGAAAGGGCAGCUUUGGAGAGAGCAACAGCUGAAGCUCGACAGAGAGCAAUGGCGGAAGCUCGUGAAAGAUUAGAGAAGGCAUCUGCAGAGGCUAGGGAGAAGUCAUCUACCGAUGCCAGGCUCAGAGCUGAGCGUGCUGCUGUAGAGAGAGCAACUGCAGAGGCUCGGGAGCGUGCAGUGGAAAAGGCAAUGGCUGAAAGGGCUGCUUUUGAGGCAAGAGAAAGAGUAGGAAGAUCUGUGUCAGAUAAAUUCUCUACUUUUUCCAGAAAUACUGGAAUGGGAACAUGUUCUUCAUUCUCAGAUCUGCAGAAUCAGCAAUUUCAGAGCACUGGUUCCUUUAAUGGUUCAAGAUUUUCCUCAGAUUAUAAUGGAGUUGAAGGCGAAUCAGCUCAGAGGUGUAAAGCUAGACUGGAAAGAUAUCAACGGACAGCUGAACGUGCAGCAAAAGCUCUUGCUGAGAAGAAUAUGCGUGACCACCUUGCUCAAAGAGAGCAAGCAGAGAGAAAUAGACUAGCUGAAACUCUGGAUGCGGAUGUCAAAAGGUGGUUGAGUGGGAAAGAGGGCAAUCUCCGGGCGCUGCUUUCAACUUUGCAAUAUAUUCUUGGGCCUGAUAGUGGUUGGCAGCCAAUUCCACUGACAGAAGUUAUCACAUCAGCUGCUGUAAAAAAGGCUUACAGGAAAGCCACUCUCAGUGUUCAUCCUGAUAAACUACAACAACGGGGCGCCAGUAUUCAACAAAAGUACAUUUGUGAGAAGGUCUUUGAUCUUCUAAAGGAAGCUUGGAACAAAUUCAAUUCAGAAGAGCGGUAGAAGUCUAUGUCGGCCAAUUGCAUGUUUCUAUUAUAGCAAGUAAAUAUCAUUUCUUUUGAUAAUUGUAGCUUAACCCUGUAGUAUCUGUAUGUAAUUUUAGAUAAUAAGAAUACUGGUAGAGGAAAAUUAAUGAAGGAAGAAGAGUUGGUAUGUAGUGAUUAAGUGAUUUAAGGAAAGUGCAGUCAUGAGCCUGCGUGGCAUGGAGGGCAUGAUGAAGGGGCCGACAUUAUAGUUGGUGUGACGCUGAUAAAUUCAAUGUUGUUCUCUUAUAGUUGCUUUCCAUGCAGCCUUUUCUGCCAAAGUUCUCAAUGCAAAAUACUUCUGUACGUAUAUAUAAAUAUAUAUUUCCAUCACAA